This is a messenger RNA of Bathycoccus prasinos, 531 nucleotides long. Its product is annotated as 50S ribosomal protein L24. Gene Ontology annotation, biological process: translation. Gene Ontology annotation, molecular function: RNA binding; structural constituent of ribosome. Gene Ontology annotation, cellular component: ribosome; mitochondrion. The transcript has a single exon. The record is from RefSeq and is a predicted model, not a curated record. NCBI's taxonomy places the organism in Eukaryota, Viridiplantae, Chlorophyta, Mamiellophyceae, Mamiellales, Bathycoccaceae. Bases 1 to 531 code for a protein of 176 amino acids.
AUGUCCGCGUCGUCCUCCGCCUCCGCGUUCCGCCGCUCGGCGAAACACGUCACCAAACACGUCAAGGCGUGCUCGAACAAACUCAUCAACAAGUGGAAAAUCUUCACCGGCGAUCGAGUGAUCGUCACCUCGGGGAAAGAUAAAGGCCAGAUUGGCCAAGUCACGAAAGUGUUCAGGAAAGAAAACAAACUGAUCGUGGGAGGGUUAAACUUGGUGAAGAAACACGUGAAGCCGCAACCGCAACCUGGGGAGCCGAAUCCACCGGGACAGAUUUUAUCGGUCGAACAACCGAUACAUUACUCGAACGUGAGCUUAGUCGAUCCGAAUACCGGAGGGAGAGUUCGGAUUCAAUCGAGCUAUUUAGACGACGGGACGAAAGUGAGAGUGACGAAAGGCCGAUUGAGUUCGCAAACGUUCGUGCCGAGACCGGAUCAACUUUUGGAGAGGAAGACGCCGAGAGGGACCGGGGUCGGAGCAAAAGAUACCACGGAGGAGUUCGUGAGAAAGGUGACGUAUUUAGGGCCGAGAUAG